Pocillopora meandrina is the source of this 5105-nucleotide messenger RNA. Lineage: Eukaryota; Metazoa; Cnidaria; Anthozoa; Scleractinia; Pocilloporidae. The record is from the annotation of a GenBank genome assembly.
GUCGAGCUUUUGCAAAGACUGCGAUUGGAAAAGUGUGCUUUCUAUGAAACGACAUAUUCAGCCACACUUAGGGACAAUCACGAAAGCACAAGAUGUCCGGCUACGUAUACUUCAGUCAAGAGUUUAAUUGAGCGAUUAUUUAACUUUGCCUUCCGUUCAGAGAGAAAAGCUACCAAACACUUCUUUCUCCAAAGACUGGAGGACGCAAUAAAACUCCAUCGUGAUGACCAAGGACAAGCUGUUAUAAAUCCCGCCUCGCUAGCUCUGUUUGCCACAAGUUCUAGAGAUGGAAACAAAAUUCGUAACAUAAGAGAGGCGAAUGGUAAGCGUCGUUUCGCGUUGAGACUGAUACCAUGGUAACGGUGUUUUGCGUUCAAUGACAACAAAAAAAAAAAGAUUUGUCUAUAAUUUUUUUACCGAAGAACUAGUAUCCUUAACCACUCAUCAGUCGCCUAAACGAAAAUAUUGUGAUAUAUUUUGUUAUUUACUCGCUUUAUGAAGAACUGCUAGUGGUCUUAUAAUUUCGGGAAGGGAAGGGGGAAGGGAAGUUUUGUGGAUAGCUGCGUCUUAAACAUUUUCAGAGGCUCUGUCGUUCCACCCUCUCGUCCUUGUUCUAUACAAUUGCUUCUCCCUACUGAGCAUUAGGUUUGCUCUCUUUGUCCUGAAAGCCUUGGAGAAAGUUAAGAAAACAAGGCUUUGAAUCAGAAGUCAAGACCAAUCGUUAGUCUGAACGUAAGGGAUGUUAGAGGCUGACAUUAAUCUGACCUCAAACACACCGAUUGAUAUAACUGAAGAUUUUCUUUCGCCGUAUCCUUAGGUAUAAUGAGCAUUUAACAUUUCAUAACUUAACCAGCGUCUUAGUGAUGUGGGAGGAAGUACGUAAUAUAUCCUUUUAAAUCUUUUUGCGCACAGAUCCAUGUCUGCGGAAACGUAGCUAUUUAAAAGGAGGAACAAAACGAAACCUCACAGGUGAGAGCCGAUGUAACUGAAAACUUGUCAACUUACUUUGGUGUCCAGAAUUGAUGGAACUUUUUUCUAAACCAAUCACACAGCUCUAGAAGAUUCGUAUGGUCUGGGGGACCAGUCUAUUCAGUUCACAGUUCCAAGUAAGUCAAUAUCCAGUGUUAAUUUUCAAUGACAAAUCUUCCCAGACAUUUCUGUAAGAAUAUAGGGCCAGUUACGACACUUUUCAACUGAGAGCUUCAUUGGUAUCCCGAUAUUACAAUAUCAAGGCAAUAAAACAACAAUCAGAGUGCGUCUUAGAAGACAGUCAACUUUGCUGACUGUAAUUUAAAAUAUUAUCAUUAUUUCGACGACUACAUCACUAUUUUUUUAUUUUAACAUGUAUUCCCAUAACACCUAAUUUCAGCCACAUCUCCCCUUAACGAUGUCAUCUGUCCGGGCGUGGCUGGGCUCCCCUUAAAAAUUAUACUUGGUGUAAAACCAGUGGCAAAUUCAAAGCCAACCUCAGCGGCAACGACCAAAAUUACGGCAGCUACAGUGAAACUGACUCCUUCCGCUGUCAAAACUGCAGUGACAGCAGCUAAGGCAGUAGCUGCUAAGGCUGUGGCUAACUCUAAGGCUGUUCAAGCUGCCAAAAAAGCAGUUGCUGCAGCAAAAGUAGCGGCGGUUAAUGCUGCUGCAAAAGCGAAAGCAGCUGCGAACGCGAAGAAGGUGGCAGCUGCCAAGGCAACGGCAGCAGCGGCGGCAGCUUCCAAAGCUAAAGCUGCCGCAGCUGCUAAGGCGCAAGCUGCCAUCAAAGCAGUGGCAGUAGCUAAGGCUGCAGCAGCUGCGAAAAGUGCAGCUGCUGCUAAAGCUCUAGCAACAGCAAAAGGAGCAUCAGCAGCCAUAGCAUCAGCAGCGGCAAAGAAAGCAAACGCUGCUAAGGUAGCAGCAUCAACUGCAGCUGCCGCCGCUAAGGCUCACGCGCAAAAACAACAGCAAGCAGCGCAGGUAGCCAAAACAACCGCUGCGGCAAAAAUGGCUGCUAAUGCCAAGGCGCAGGCAGAAGCCAAGGCGGCAGCAGCUGCUGCCAAUGCAGCGAAAGCCAAAGCGGCUAAUGCAGCAAAGGCUGCAGCGAAAGCUAAUGCAGCAGCGAAAGCAAAAGCUGUAUCAGCCGCCAAGGCAGCAGCCGCAGCAAACAAAGCAGCAGCAGCUAAAAAUAAAGCAGCAGCCGCAGCAGUGGUAGCCAACGCUAAGGCGUCUGCAGCAAAGAACGCAGCAUCAGUCGCCAAGGCAGCAGCCCAGGCUAAAGCGGCUCAAGCAGCUAAGGCAGCUGCUGCAGCCAAAUCCGCCGGUAAGCCAACAGUGGCUCCGACAUCUUUGGCGACCCCAUCAGUGACGUCGUCUGCAACUGGAGUGAAAGCGGCAACAAAGCCGACCUUGUCUACAAAGCCUGGAGCCGGUGGCACCACACCUACAACAGCCGCUACCGCCAAACCAGGGUCGUUAACGUCGGUUGGAAAUAAACCAGGUACGUACGUACCAUGUAGUGAGGUUAGAACAGCGGUCUCUCGAAACAAAUUCAGUCAUAGGGCCAUGUGUGCUAUAAGGAUAAUAAUAAUCCACCACGGAAACGUUUAGGUCUCUAAGUAAAAAGCCGAACGUGGAAGAAAGGAAAUAAAACAUUUUGGGGAGAGCAAUGGAACUUCGGGAGCAUACCAUGACACAUGAAGAUAACUCUUCUCUCUUUCUGUGGAAAGGUUCUCGUCAGAAGUCGUUCAAUGCAGUAGUGAGAUUACCUAGUGCUGCACACAAGCCUGUACUCAACAAUAAAAAAUCAGCACAGUUCAAGACACUGUCAAAGAACCUCUGUAACAAGGUAACAUAUCAAUAAUAACCAAAACUUCUUAUUUCUAGCACACUGUUCCCUCUCGUCGCUGACCAAUCAAACGUCCCCUAAUGGCUUUAGAAAGUAUCAGUAUGGAAUAAGAGCUUGUAAUUUCCUAUCAGCUUAUCGUCCAGCCCUGUUGCAUUGCAAAAAAAGUAAAUUAUGCCUCAUUUGUAAUUUCAAAAGUUGCACAAGCGUACCUCACACUGUUUCAAAACAUUCGUUUCUUCUUCCCGUUCCUGAAUCAACUAACUGAACUUAAAACAUGCUGGUUCGAAUGCUUUCUUCCCCAGUUAAAGUCAGCUAUUCAGGGAGGUAAAGCUGUUAAAGAAUGCAAUGUUCAAAGUUUCCGGUAGGUACUACUAUAAGUAGAAAACAAGGGCCAACAUUUAAUAUUAAAGAUUUGGAUAAGCAUAUAGGCUUACAGCAUAAAUAAAUUGUAUAUACAGCUGUUUGGAGAAAGGUUGUCGGAUAAAAGGAUGAAAGUGCAGGCUACAAUCUUGAAAAAGUAAUCUGGAUAUCCGGUAAUCAAUAAAUUUUAAUAAGUCAAAUGAAUAAAUAGAUUCAUCAAACCUGCCAUGCCUCGUCCUUACAAUGACAUUUUCUCAGAUUCCUUGAAAUCGUGAGGUCAAGGAACCGUAACCUUAAAACUAAUCACAAUACCUUUUGGGGUUUCUACGUGCACUUAUACGUUUUUUUCUGAAAGCCUUUCUCGAAACAACUGCAUUCAUCCUUAAAGGCUACUGAAAUUUUACGGCCACCUGCAAUUACGGAUCUGGUUGGAAUCAUAAACUAGACAAGAUAAUUCUACGAAAAUCGAAAAAUUCCGUUUCUACACGUCAGUACUAAAAAGGGAAUUUAACUUCCGAUUUUUCAUGAGCGAUAAGAAGCCUGUUGACCCUGAAAAGUCAUAUACAAUAGUUGUAAGUAGAACAUGACCCAGUGACGUAUAAGUCGGGCGUCGACAUAUUUUGAAAUGCAUAAAAUGUGAGCAGUAACCUCCGUGCGAUUUCCUGAUUGAUUCAAAUGACCGUAAUUUAAAACGCUUUUCGAUUGAGCAUAGUAAAAGCAAGUCCAAGGUGAUCACAACGACCAAUGAGGAGACAAGAAAAUACCUCUAAGAACCGAUGAUAACUCAAAGUAAAACAGAUCAAACUGCCUAAAGCGUGGGAAAACGCGUGCGAUCAAGUCGUGAUAGGUUUUAGUUUUGCAUCUGAUUGGUUAAGAUAGUGGCGCCAGUUCUCUGGACCAAUUACAGAGCGAAAGAGAGCAAAUCAAAGCAAUCCUAGAUUAAUUUCGAUACUCGGGAUAUGCUCUAAUAUACGUUGAUAAUACGAAUCUAAUCACAUUUGAUUACUUCUUGUUUUUGUUCUCUGGCAGUCCCGGCAGUCUCUUGGUAGAUUUCUACUUAAGGUUCUUAAACACCUUACCUAACCCCGUGCAGCUGUUACUAAACUUACUGAAAACUGGAUUUAUGGGAGGAAUUCCAGUUGAUAAAUUACCACUGAGGCUAUACAAUGGGACAGGUGAGUAAUUUGCCACAAGUUAUGGCAGUUUCUGAAUAAUAGUACAGGAGCCCGUGAGUCGGUAGAAAGUCACACAUUUGAUAUAUAAACCACCUACUGAAUAAAGAUUAACGGAAAAAGGCAACUGCAGAAAGAAGACGUGCAUGUAAAACCACCCUGUUGUGGCAAGCAGCUUGUUUUGGGCACCAAAAUCACAACAAAUAGUUAUAUAGUCCCUUUUAUACUGGAGUUGGAACUAUUCUCGUCAAGGGAUGAACCACAUGAAGGUACCGAAGCUUAACGUGGGUAAAAAUAACUUUUCGUUCUGUCUUUCUCCCGCAGGAGUUAAGUUUCCACCUGGUUUCUCAGGCUGCAAACCCGCGGGGUGCCCAGUUCCUUGCACACCUCCUACAUGCAGCAUUGCUUGCUCGACUGGGAUUCCGUGUAGUCCUCCUGCGAUUAUUCAACCGGUCGCUCCAACUCCUCAGGUCAUUGUGGGUCCCACAAUUCCAGCAAUACCUGUUUCUUAUCCCGCUCCUCCUGUCUACGCUCCAGCACCGGCUCCUUAUCCGCCUCCUCCACCCAUGCCCUCGCAGCCGGCCUGCCCGGUGCAAUGCUUACGGCAUGCACCACAGUUCUGCCCAUCCUACUGUGGGCAGAGCUGCUGUAAGUCAAGUUUUCCUUCAUAUACGGGAAAGAAAACUGAAGUGGAGAGACCAAAAAGCAUCAAGUCGUUUCCAAAGGAAAGGCGUGCUAGUCAGAAGACGUAA